AUGUCGCAGAAGCUUUCAGCCUUGGUACACGCUGCAUUUGGCUCCAGCCAACGCUGCCUGGGCUUUGGGGCGAUGGGCAAGAUGACGCUGAAGGAAGUGGACGUGAGAGACAAGCGGGUGUUAAUCCGGGUUGACUUCAACGUGCCCCAGGACAAAAACGAUCCGAGCGUCAUCACGAAUACUCAGCGCAUCGAUGGGGCUAUGCCAACCAUUCGACACUGCCUGAAGAAGGGUGCCAAAUCAGUUGUGCUUUGUUCACACCUGGGCAGACCAGAUGGGAAAGUCGUCGAGAAGUACUCCUUGGCGCCUGUUGCCAAAGCUGUGGAGAGGAUCCUUGAGCAAGAGGUUCUUUUCUUGAAGGAUUGCGUGGGCAGCGAAGUUGAGGCAGCCUGUGCUGAUCCUGCUGCCGGUUCUGUUAUUUUGCUCGAAAAUCUAAGAUUUCACAUCGAAGAAGAAGGCAAGAAUGAAGCAAAGGAAAAGGCUGACCCCGACAAGGUUAAGGAUUUCCGAGCCUCCUUGGCAAAACUUGGAGAUGUCUAUGUGAACGACGCUUUUGGCACAGCUCAUAGAGCACAUAGCAGCAUGCUUGGUGAGGGCUUUCCCAUCAGAGUGGCUGGCUUUUUGAUGGGCAAGGAGUUGGCCUCAUUUGGCAAGGUCUUGAACAAACCACGCCGACCAGUCCUUGCAAUUCUUGGUGGUGCCAAGGUAAGCGACAAGAUUCAGCUCAUCAAGAAUAUGCUUGACAAGGUUGACAUUAUGAUCAUUGGAGGCGGAAUGGCCUAUACCUUCCUCAAAGUCAAUGAUGAAAUGGAGAUUGGCAAAUCCUUGUUCGAUGAGGUGUGCUUCUUGACACAUGUGAGAGGUGAGGCUGAUGAAGCAUUUUCCGAGAACGAAGAGAUGAAAAUCCAGGCGCGAUCGUUCAUCAAUGCAGCCGAAGCUGGAUACCAGACUCUACAAGAGCAGGCUCAGAAUCAAUUCAUGGAAAUGGCCAUGAACCACCGUCAACAAAUCGCUGGACUUGAAAUGAUGCAAGGUCAGAAAGUCUCUUUCCUCGAAAUGAACUUGGCGCAGCAACAGCAUGCAUCUAUGGAUUUUCAGAGGCGGUUAACUGAAACGGAAUCUGUACAGGCGCAACUACUGAAGGAACUUCGCGAAUUGAAGGGACGAAAGGACGAAGUGCCGAAGGGACUGCCGAAGUUCGCGAUUCCAUACCGAAGCAUGAAGCACCACUCACAGGUUUAUCUCAAGCCGAUGAUGUCCGAUCUUUUAGAACUGCUGAUCUGUUCGGUACUCCAUCCACGAAGUCUCAACCCGGAAGCCUAA
Durusdinium trenchii is the source of this 1323-nucleotide messenger RNA. The record is from the annotation of a GenBank genome assembly. Lineage: Eukaryota; Dinophyceae; Suessiales; Symbiodiniaceae.